UAUUAAGUAUUUUAGGUAAUGUUGGAUAUGCUGUAUUGGAAGAACUGUGGAUAUGGUAGAGUCUCUUGUUUUUUCUUUAAAGAUGUAGGUCGGCUUCCCCCACUGGCUGCUGUUCCAUUUUUCUCCAUAUUUAUGAAUCUCUUCUUUGACAAAUCAGAAUACAAGUUGUUCAGCAGAUGGUGCCCAUGAGAAAAGUGCCCGUCAGCCUCUCGCUGUUGGUGAUCCUGUGGAUUCUCUGAGUGCCAAGGAAAGCACGGCAGCAGCAGCAGGAGCAGGAGCCUGUGAUGAGCUGAAUGGAAUUGAACGCUUGAGUGAGGAUGCAAUUGUGACGGGCUCCUACAAGAACAAGACCCUUUGUGCCAACCCAGAGGACACGUGUGACUUUACCAGGGCUGCCCACCUGGCCUCAACGCCCUUUCACGGGGUGGGAGCUCAGAGAGUCCCAGCUCCUGCUUUCUCUCAGGGUGAGCUGAAGGAAGAUAGUCCAGAAUCCGAGAGUUCGCCUCUGACUCAUAAAACACCUGUGGGUGCAGGGCCCUACAGUGAAGCGUAGAGAGCUGUAAGCGGCGUGGUGAGCUGCAAAGGUCAAGACUUAAAAUUAAGAAGGUGAUCCACUGGGGAUGAUGGGAUCUCUAGUGUCAACCAAAGAAAAAGCUAAAGUGUCAGCAGAAGAAAAAGCUAUAGUGAAUUUAUGGAGCCUUAUGUUGGACCGCCGAGAGAUAAAAUAUGAUAAAAAGGCUCUGCAUAGUUUAUUGCAGUGGUGUAGGAACCAUGGGGUAGAUGCCACCAUAGAAACUGCAUUUCUUGUUAAAAUCUGGGAACGGGCUGGUGAAUUGAUUUUUGAAUCAGCCUUUCGAGGUGAUGACACUGCUAAAAAUAUUAUGAAAACUUCGAGGCUGGUGCUGGACGCCUUGAAACUGCUGGAACUUGAGCAAAAUGCAAAAACAGCAGCUGAGGCACCACAGACUCCACCUGCCAAGACACCCAGUGAUGGUGGAGCUCAGGAGGGAGCGGUUGGAGGAGUAGGUGCCACAUCAAGUUCACGAGUGAAAAGGACGGGUGAAAAGCCAGAAGGGAAGCAGCUGUCAUCCACGCCUACCAUCCCUGCAACUCCGCCUGCGCCGUGUGCACCUGCACCCCCACUUAGCACAAAGCCAUCCUCUCCUCCUCUGCCUACGGAUGAGCGGAGUGAUGAUAAACUUCUGCCGACAGCCCCUCCAGUGCUUGAUAGGUCCAAUCACAAGCUCGGCAUGGAAACAGGAGCCGGGAGCCGUGCGGCACUUGGUGCUGACAGUUCCAGCAGGGAGCUGCCAGCACCCAGAGCGGCAGAAUGCCACACCUCAUCGUGUCCACAGCCAAAGCCUGAGAAGCCCAAGGAAUCCCCUCUAUUAGUAGAUUUGUGGAAUCCUAACAGGGGAGGCCCAAGUUGUCAUCCCCCUGCUGGCCCUCAGAAGGAUGAUUUUACUGUGCAACCAGUGUCAGCUACUAUCUCAGGAUAUGACCGGGUUAGAUUUUGUCAAUAUCGUAAAUUAGAGGCCGUUGCUCGUGGGAAUCUUGAACUUGCUGAACGACUUCCUGAUCCAUAUCCCCGGCUGUUCUUGAGUGGCCAAGAGCAUGUGAGUGGGACGACUGGGGCUACUAUCUCAGCAUACAAUCCAGUUAGCUUUUGGCAACGUAUGAAAUUAAAGGCAUUUGCUAAUGGAGAUUAUGAAGUUGCUGAACGAAUUUCUGUACCUAUGUUCCCACAGUCCUUGGAUGACCAAGAGGGGCAAAACAAUGGGACUGCAUACUAUAUACGAGUCGCCUUAAAAAUUCUCACCCAGUUACGCCAACUAGCUACCCAGCAUGGCCUGGGGUCUGUGGCUGUAACAAGGAUGUUACGGCUUCUAGCUGAAUGUGAAAUGACACCCUUUGAUGUCAAGCAAAUAGCGGGGUUGCUCUGUACCCCAAAGGAAUAUGAGAUGUUUGAGUCCACCUGGAAGCAAAACGUGGAAAGGCAAAGGCUGCGUAGUUUAGCGGUGCCGCAGCAAGAUCCAUGCUUUGGGGCAGAGGUCUCUCAGCUUCUGGGAUGGCCUCCUGUAAAUAACCCUCAGUUGCAAGCACGCCUAAAUCCUUUGAUAUUGGCCCAGGCAAGAGAUUUAGGAAUGCAGGCCCUGAUGGAAGUUGGAAAAAUGGGAUUGGUGAUGCCAACUCAGAGUUGCAUAAAAAUUAAGCAGGGCCCCAAAGAGCCUUAUAUGCAAUUUAUAGAACGAUUAAAAGAUGCAAUAGAAAAGCAAAUAGCAAAUGAUGAAGAAAAACGUAUGUUGAUACAGGCAUUGGCACAAAGCAAUGCAAAUGAAGACUGCAAGAAAGCUAUAGACCAAUUACAAGAAAUAAAUCCAUCCCUAGAUGAAAUGAUUGAUGCAUGUGCUGAUGUUGGAACUGUAUCUUUUGAAAUGGCUAAGUUGGCUGGUUACUUGGCAGCUGCUCUAAGGCCGUAUGAAUGCUAUGGAUGCGGGCAGCUAGGCCACAUAAAAGCAAAUUGUCCCCGUAGGUACAACUCAUCGGGGGCACGCCAGAAAUGGAGAGCUGUGCCUGCAGUGGGAAACUGUUACCGGUGCGGAAAACCCGGUCAUUUUGCCAAGGAAUGCUGGUCUAAAUUCCACGCGAACGGACUGCCUCUUAGUGGAUAGGGAAACAGGAACAAGAGUCCUAAAGGGAGAUGCUUACAGGCAUGAGCACCUUCCCGUCCUCCAGUGCAGGCCAAUGCAACCAGCUUACAGGGACAAGAAGAGGAUCUGCUGAUGUGGAUGUGUCUGUCGAUGGCAUUAUAACUUACAGACUUGUUGAAGGUAUAUAAAAUCCCCCUCGAGGCCCAUGAGCCUACUGGGGAGGGAUUAAGUACAUUAAUAUUAGGAUGAUCAAGAGCAAUGUUACAGGUUUUUUUUGCCCACCCUGGAGUUACAGAUACAGACUAUACUGGACAAAUAUGUGCUAUGGUAUCAAGACCUACUCCUCCUGUAUCCAUUCCAGCUAAAAGUUGUAUUGUUCAACUUGCACCUUUUAAGUCUUGUGUUCCUGAAACAGACUCAAAGCUGUGAGGAAACUGAAGCUUUGGCUUUGCUGGGGAGCCUGAAGUAUACUGGACUCAGGUCAUGUCUGAUCGAAGACCAAACGUGGUUUGUACUCAUACAAUGCCUCAGUCAAAUCCAUCCCACAUCAAGGUCAGUGGGAUGAUAGAUACUGGAGCAGGUGUUAUGAUCAUAUCUGCUUACACAUGGCCUCAGUCAUGGCCCACCAUAGCUGUAGGAUCUGGCCUUGGAGGUACCACACAAAGUUACUUGAGUAGUAAGCCUGUGUUAGUUGAAAAUCCAGAACAGACAGGCACGAUCCAUCCCUAUGUUACUGCUGUGCCACUCACCUAUGGGGAAGGGAUGUCUUGUCAGCAUGGGGGGUUUGGCUGGGAACAGAUUUUUAACAGGGGCCACUGUGCUGAAGGGCAUAAAGCAUCCUAGAUUAGCCUUAAAAUGACUCACUGAUCGACCUGUGUGGGUUGAAAAAGAAAAACUGAACACUCUUUAAUAGUUGGUUAAAGAGCAAUUAAAUCAAGGUCAUAUUGAGCCAUCAGUAAGUCCAUGGAACAUCCCUGUGUUUGUGAUUAAAAAGAAAUCAGGUAAAUGGAAGUUAUUCCAUGACUUUAAAAAAAUGAAUACAGUUAUGGAAAGUGUGGGUGCUUUACAGCCUGGAGUGCCAUGCCCUGCUAUGAUACCUGCUACCUGGGGCAUUCUGAUUGUUGAUUUAAAACUGUUUCUUUACCAUUCCUUUAUGUCUUGAUGAUAUCCCAAAUUUGUAUUUACAGUGCUCUCUGUCAAUCAUGCAGCAAAGAAGGCCUUUUACAGAUUCAGCCAAAACUGAUGCAAGUGCUGCAAGAGUUGCAGUUGCAUAUUGCACCUGGAGAGGUGCAACAACAACCCCCAUGGAAAUACCGGGGAGUUAAAAUGUUACAUCAGACAAUACAACCACAAACAAUUAAAUUUUCAACCAAGAUCCAAACAUUAAAUGAUGCACAAAAACUUUUAGGUAUCAUCAGCUGGAUAUGACCCUAUUUAAGGUUAAUUACCCCACAUUUAUCACCCUUGUUUAAUAUUCUUGAAGGUGUCCCUGACUUCCCUAGUGUUCUGGUUUAGCAUAGCUUAUUUUUUAGUUAAAAGCUGUUUUGCCCUCCUCCUAAUCCUUAUCUCACAACAGAAAAUGAGUAAAUAGUUCUAGUGGGUACACUGGCAUUUGGCCAGUGCUAGACCCACUUCAUUAAUUGGUGCAUUGGCCAGAAAACUCGGAUUGGCAAACGAAAACCAUUACACUUAAUUGAUGUUUUUGCCUGGUUACUGAAACCACUGCAUCUUUUGGUGGAGAAUACAGGCAAUUGGUGAAAGCUGUGAGAUAAUUAGGAGAAAUAAAGGGCAAAGCAAGUAUUAAGCAAUAAGUUUAAAUAGAAUGAUAGUGGAAAAUUUAUAUUGUUAUUAUAGUGAAAUGUCUAGGGGUGGAGGUUAGUGUAAGCAAUUUUUUCCUUCUGUUUAGUUUAGUAUUUUUUAUUGUUCUAAGUAGAAGUUGCAUGUUGAAUAUAAUUUUGAUAAUUUUAAAAUGUGUAUUCACAGAGACUAGGGGUGGUGAAUGUUGUGGUUUAACAAAGCUUGGUUUUUAGGUAAAGAGAAAAUCCAUCAGUUAUGGAAGUGAUUCUCUGUGAGGACUGCUAAAAGCUUCCUCUGGGCCCAUCAGAACCAAUCCUCUGGCUGGUUUUGAAUACUGACACCUUGUUAAACCACUUAAGGAAGCUGAAGACGUCCCUGUGUAAUCACAUUUAAAAACAAACAAAACCCAGGAAAAGCUGUCUUGCUUCCAGCUUCUGACCGGGUGACUGACACUGAUCAGGCCCACACUUCACCACGUGGCCCACAUGACCUGGUAGGGCUGGGCUGGGCCUUGCUCUGCUGCAGUGCUGGCCACACCAUUAAAUUGAUAAUGGCCCUGCCUGCAUCUCAGAGAAAACUCAUCAAUUCUUGCAGUUAUGGGGCAUGUCACAUCUCACUGGCAUUCCUCAUUCCCCUACAGGCCAAGCCAUUGCUGAGCUUGCCCAUGGCACUUUGAAGGGCAUUCUUGAAAAACAAAAAGGGACAAUGUCUGGUGAAACCCCACAAAGUAGGGUGGCCAAAGCUCUGUGUACACUGCAUCGCUUUAUGAUAUCGCCAAACUCCCAAAACCGUCAUUGCAGUCCUCUAGUGCCAUCCAGUUGCCCAAGCCUGAGGUGUGGGGCCUCAUUAGCAGCAAGUGGGAAGGUCCUUGGGGCCUUCUGCUCCAGGCUCUGCUCUGGAUCACAACCAGCAGCACCUCCCUGAGGGCCCCUCAGCUGACGCUGUGGAACAGAAACAAU
Melozone crissalis (California towhee) is the source of this 5407-nucleotide messenger RNA. RefSeq lists its product as uncharacterized. Bases 621 to 2672 code for a protein of 683 amino acids. Gene Ontology annotation, molecular function: nucleic acid binding; zinc ion binding. Lineage: Eukaryota; Metazoa; Chordata; Aves; Passeriformes; Passerellidae. The record is from RefSeq and is a predicted model, not a curated record. The transcript is spliced from 4 exons. Gene Ontology annotation, biological process: viral process.